CUGGUGCCGCCCCUACCGGUGAUGCCUUAAGACACAGUCGACCUUCAUCCGUUAAUAAAGGUGGUGCUUCGGCGGCCGGGUCUCGCGACCGUCCCGCGACGGACGAGCGACUGCGGCACGUUCGCGACAGGCAGCAGGAAGAACGCCAGCGUCGGCUCGAGGAGCUGAGGGCCCAAGCGUUGGCCGCGCAGAGGUUCAGGGAACAGAAAGAGGAAGAGAGGAGGAAACGGAUCGAGGAGAUGCGGCUGAGGGAUAAUGACAGGCGCUCUCAGGUCGAAGAACGCAAGAAGGCGAUCUGGGAAGCAGAGCGCGACCGACGCGAGGCGAUUCUGCGCAAGAACCAGGAACGCGCGAAGCCAGGAUGGAAACGAAGCGCAGGAACGACCGCAGCAAUAUCGUCUUCGCGUUCGGAAGCUCGACGCCGCGUAUGCUCGAACCAGCAGACACUGGUGGAUCCUUCUGGGGACAUAGAAGGUGGUGCUUCGGCGGCCGGGUCUCGCGACCGUCCCGCGACGGACGAGCGACUGCGGCACGUUCGCGACAGGCAGCAGGAAGAACGCCAGCGUCGGCUCGAGGAGCUGAGGGCCCAAGCGUUGGCCGCGCAGAGGUUCAGGGAACAGAAAGAGGAAGAGAGGAGGAAACGGAUCGAGGAGAUGCGGCUGAGGGAUAAUGACAGGCGCUCUCAGGUCGAAGAACGCAAGAAGGCGAUCUGGGAAGCAGAGCGCGACCGACGCGAGGCGAUUCUGCGCAAGAACCAGGAACGCGAGGCCAGGAUGGAAACGAAGCGCAGGAACGACCGCAGCAAUAUCGUCUUCGCGUUCGGAAGCUCGACGCCGCGUAUGCUCGAACCAGCAGACACUGGUGGAUCCUUCUGGGGACAUAGAAGAGCCACAUCUACGACCAACGUGACGUUCACGGCGGCGCCUUUGACUAGGAGGUCAUCAGAACGCGAGCUGGACGGAAGCAAAAAACGCGCCACGAGCGCAGGCGGACUGGACAGACAGCCAGGAGAAGACCGUAUGGCCACGUCCAUGUACGAGGUGUUCAGUUGGACCGAGCAACCUGGUGCUGCCUCUAACCCUCCCGUGCGUCCGGUUAGACGCUCAGUGACUCCCGGUUCCGAACGAUCCGGUUCUCUGCACAAACGUUACAGUCUGGCCGUAGCUCCUCACAGCACUAUCGACCUGGACGCCGGUGAGUCUGGACAUCAGCUUAAGUCGACUAAAAAUCAGGCGAUUUCCGCACCGUCGACACCGAACAGCAGACAUUCGGCGGCUGUUGGUGCAAUGUCGAUGAGCGUGUGCGGUGAGCGUGGAUUAAUUGAUACUUUUGGGGACCCGUGUAAAGGAUAUUGA
Ctenocephalides felis (cat flea) is the source of this 1355-nucleotide messenger RNA. Its product is annotated as stress response protein nst1-like. Gene Ontology annotation, biological process: microtubule cytoskeleton organization. The record is from RefSeq and is a predicted model, not a curated record. Gene Ontology annotation, cellular component: microtubule cytoskeleton. NCBI's taxonomy places the organism in Eukaryota, Metazoa, Arthropoda, Insecta, Siphonaptera, Pulicidae.